Messenger RNA from Hymenoscyphus albidus, 778 nucleotides. The record is from the annotation of a GenBank genome assembly. Lineage: Eukaryota; Fungi; Ascomycota; Leotiomycetes; Helotiales; Helotiaceae.
AUGGAAGUUGUGGGAUUUGACGAUCAGACAGGUGUAGUAUAUUAGGCCUGUAAUACUUUUGUAACCCUAAUUUUCAAAGCAUCGUGGGAAAUCGAUUUUUCCAGUUGACGCAUCGGUUGUCGUUAAGCGAGGAGCCCACAUUCGUGCAGCAACAGCUAGCACACAUCACACGUGUAAAGGCCCAUACAUAGUGGGGACCGCAGUUUUCCUCAUCAAAAAAGACGCUUUAGAGCGCUUAAAAACCGACUGUACCCAAACAAAAACAUCCUGGAUCUCCACAAACGACGCUCUGUCCGCGCUCCUCUGGCGUUACAUCGUGCGCGCAAGGACCCGAAUGCCUGAAUGGAGAAGUAGAACAAGCAAUCUGAUGUAUGCUAUGAACAUCCAUUCCUCUCCAGCGUUAAACUCCGGAUCUCCAUCAUCACCACCAUCAGAGCCUCGCUUAGCAAAUAUAGUCCUCUACAGCAUCAACAUCGCCCUGGUUCCUGAUCUAGAUAUUUCGCAUGAACUCUCCACAAUCUCAGCCCUCGCAUCCACAGCGCUCAACAUCCGCUCCGCAGUGCAGAUCUACACCUCUCCCGAUCUCGUUGCUCAAGCUCUGCAAUUGGUAGCUACCAUCCCGGAUGUGAGGAGAUUGGGUCUGGUAUACCCGACUUGGUUGGAACAUGAUGUUGUGAUCUCUUCAUUUUCGCGACUCCCGCUGUACUCGACGAGCUGGGGGAAGACGUUUGGUGAACCUGAGAAUGGUGAGUUGAGUGUUGGAGUGCCGAAGGGUUAG